UUCGAUGGUCCCGUCCUCGAGAUCACACUGUAGUUUAUGUUUCACACCCUUUUUUGGCGUAAUGUUUAUCAAUGAGAAUUAAAAAGUGCCCCUGACUCACGUUCCCAUAUCGCCUCGCUGUCCUAUUCAUUAUGUUUCUUACGCUCGUACAGGCAAAGUGUUUAUCAGUGAAUAGUGUAGCGGAAAAUUUUAUUCGAUAACAAUGCCCAAACACAGAAAACGGAAAAUCAAAGAGUUCCAAAGCACAAUUAGGAGGAAAAUAAGAAAAUUAGAACUAAUGUUGGAUAAAUUAUCCUCAAGUGAGUCAGACUCUUCUGAAAGCACACAGGAUACAUCAGAUUCACAAGAAUCAGUUUUAUCUGCACAAAGUCAGAGUGUUCAGCAAGUUUGCCAGUCGUCAGAUCUUCCCAACCAGCAAGAACAUCCGGAAUUCUCCAUUGAAGCCCUCCUUGGGUCAAGGCCACAAAAUGAAACAGAGGAAGGGGCAGAAAUAGCUCCUGAGUUGGCCGUACGGUGGGAAUCGUUCCUUUUAUGUGGUUUAGACAAAGAGGUUCGAAAAAAGUUACUGGAACAGUGGAUUGUGCCCCGAAACUGUAAAAGUUUACGGGCUCCAAGUCUAAACCCAGAGGUCCAGGCGCUAUUAUCUCCAAUAGACCUGAAAAAAGACAAGUUCAUAGAGAACCUUCAAGAAAUAAUAGGGAAAGGUAUCACAGCCGAAGGAACAGCUCUCACAAAAAUCCUAGAACAUAGCAAUACUGAUCCUUCGAUCACCCAAGCCUUAGUGGACUCCGGAAAAUUACUGACAGACAUGUUUCAUAAUAUUUCACUACACAGAAAGUAUCAACUCUACAAAUAUUUCAAUGAUGCUGUUAAAAAAAUUGCAUCUCAACAAAAAAUUGACACCUAUUUGUUGGGUUCCGACUUUACUGAAAAAUGCAAAUUAGCAAAAACAGUUGAAAAUACAGCUCAGGAAUUGAUAAAAAAUAGAGAGCAACAACCAUCAACGAGUCGUCAUUUAAACUCACAGCGUCCAAACUACAAGAAAAGGAUGAAGACCGAAGAAAGAAGGGGGGGAGAGCGAUAUGUGACAUACAACAAACAAACGAAGAAGCCAGCGAGAGACAGAAGAAUGAAAAAAGAUCCCCAAUACUACACCCGGAACAGAAUCCAACGGAAUUAGAGGUAGGUUAUGGCGGUAGAAUUAGCAACUAUCUUCAUAACUGGGAACAAAUAACCCAAGAUAAAAACAUACUCUGUUGGGUGAAAGGGUAUAAAAUACCCUUUAUUACAAAACCUUUUCAGAAAAAAGUUCCCAAUACUAAUUCAUCACCAGAAUUUCAAGUGUGUAUUAAUAACCUUUUGAAAAUAGGUGCCAUCAAAAAAAGUAAACAUUGUAAAAAUGAAUUUAUAUCAUCAUAUUUCAUUAGGAAAAAGCCGAAUGGUAAAAACCGAUUUAUCUUAAACCUGAAAAAACUCAAUAAAUACUUGAAUUGUCCACAUUUCAAAUUGGAAGACUAUCGUACAGUAAAAAAUCUCGUAGUUGAUAACUGCUAUAUGGGGAAUAUUGAUCUCAAGGAUGCGUAUUUUCUUUUAUCAAUAGAUAAAUCCGAUAGGAAAUAUCUAAAGUUCCAAUACAAAAACCAGCUUUAUGAAUUCACAUGUUUGCCAUUUGGACUUUCUAUUGCCCCAUUUGUUUUCACGAAAAUUUUCAAACCAAUUUCUAAUCAUUUGAGAAAACAAGGUCUUGUUUCCGUCAUAUAUCUAGAUGACAUUUUAUUAUUAGGAAAAACUAAAGAAGAGUGCCAAAACAACAUUACCUAUACUGCAGAUUUAUUAUCAUCUUUAGGGUUUUUAAUAAAUAAGGAAAAAAGUAACUUAAAACCCACUCAAAACAUUAAAUAUCUGGGUUUCGAAUUCAAUAGUAGAGACAUGACUAUGUCUCUGACUCCUGAAAAAGUUCAAAAUAUAAUUUCUUUACUGGAAGUAUCGAAAAGAAAGUCCCAAAUAAAAAUAAGAGAUUUUGCAAAACUCAUAGGUACGCUGGUAUCCAUUUGUCCAGCAGUCCCAUAUGGCUGGGUACACAUCAAAAAUUUUGAGCGAGAGAAAUAUAAAGCCCUAAAGAUACAUGGGGAUUAUAGCAAAAUAAUGGAAUUACCAGGCUACCUAAAAACAGACUUCUUAUGGUGGUUAAAAAAUAUCACGAAUAGUAAAAUGUCGUUAAAAGGGAUAUCUUAUGUGCUAACAAUUCACACUGAUGCCAGUAGCUCCGGCUGGGGGGCAAUGUGUAACGGAAAAAUAGCAAAGGGAUUCUGGGAUAUCAAAGAAAAAACUUUCCAUAUCAACUACUUAGAAUUAUUAGCAGCUUUUAGGGGUUUACAAUCCUUUGGGAAAAAUUACACAAAGUGUAAUAUACUGUUGCGAAUAGAUAAUGUAACUGCAAUAUCUUAUAUAAAUAAAAUGGGAGGAAUUAAAUUCAUAGAAUUAAAUAAAAUUACUCGACAAAUAUGGGAGUGGUGUGAGAAUCGUGAAAUGGUUAUUUUUGCAUCGUACAUAAACACAAAAGACAAUACACUUGCAGAUAGAGCAUCGCGCGAAAAAAAUAUAGAAACCGAAUAUUCUUUAGAUGAUGAAGCAUUCGAAAACAUUUGUAGACUAUUUGGUACUCCGCAAAUAGAUUUGUUUGCUUCAUACCAAAACAAAAAGUGUACAAAAUUUAUUUCCUGGUAUCCUGACCCGGAAAGUGAGGCAGUAGACGCAUUUACUUUAAAUUGGU
Molecule: messenger RNA, 2773 nt
Organism: Leptinotarsa decemlineata (Colorado potato beetle)
Lineage: Eukaryota; Metazoa; Arthropoda; Insecta; Coleoptera; Chrysomelidae
Source: RefSeq, a predicted model, not a curated record